Saccharomycodes ludwigii is the source of this 1719-nucleotide messenger RNA. RefSeq names its product dolichyl-P-Man:Man(6)GlcNAc(2)-PP-dolichol alpha-1,2-mannosyltransferase (gene ALG9). The transcript has a single exon. Gene Ontology annotation, biological process: protein N-linked glycosylation. Gene Ontology annotation, molecular function: alpha-1,2-mannosyltransferase activity. The record is from RefSeq and is a predicted model, not a curated record. Lineage: Eukaryota; Fungi; Ascomycota; Saccharomycetes; Saccharomycodales; Saccharomycodaceae. The coding region runs from base 1 to 1719 and encodes 572 amino acids. Gene Ontology annotation, cellular component: endoplasmic reticulum membrane.
AUGAUAUCAAAUCACAAACUAAACAAAACAUCUGUAUUGUUAGUUAUAAUUUUAUUCAUUAUAAGAUGUGGAAUUGCUCCAGUAUUUUCUCUUAUAAGUGAUUGCGACGAAACUUAUAAUUACUUGGAUCCGUUAAAUUUUCUACUAAGAGGUUUUGGUAAAGAAACUUGGGAAUAUUCGCCAGUUUAUUCCAUUAGAUCCUGGGCUUUUUUAUUACCAUUCUACUCUAUAUUAAAACCAUUGUCAGCAAUCGGUUUACUUCCCAGUGAUUUGUUAUUUUUCAGUUUAAGGUUUGUUUUAGGUGCAUUUUCUGCAUUGAGUGAGAUAUAUUUGUUUAAGCAGUUAUUAACUACUUUUAACUUAACACAAGCCAAUUGGUGGCUUUUUUUGCAAAUUUUUAACCCUGGUUGGUUUCAUGCAUGUGUUGAAUUGCUACCUUCUUCAUUUGCCAUGAUUUUACUAUUAUUAUCUACAGGCCAUUUUUUAAAAUAUUUGAGUACUAAAUCCACAGUAUCAUUUAUAAACUCUUUAAUAUUUGUUUUCAUUGCAGGUAUUUUAGGCUGGCCGUUUGUUUUAUUAAUAGCGGUACCAUUAGUGUUACAAUAUGUUGUGUCAAAACACAAAUGUUUUUUCACCAAUGUUUUUAAAACCGGUGUCAAAAGUUUGAUUGGAUUAUUUUUGAUUAUCUUUAUAGUGUUGACUAUUGAUUCAAUAAUCUAUGGUAAAAUAACCCCAGUUUUCUACAAUAUCGUAAGUUAUAACGUUUUACAAGCCAACGAGGAAACCGGCCCCAAUAUUUUUGGAGUUGAACCAUGGUAUUAUUAUGUUCUAAAUUUGGUAUUAAAUUUCCCUAUUUUAACUCUACUCGGAGUAGUUGGAUUUUCAUUACUUGUUCCAUUUGAUCACAAUUUAAUCCAAAUUUUACCUAUUUUUUCUCAAUUAUUUAUUUGGAUUGGUGUUUUCAUUUCACAACCACAUAAGGAAGAAAGAUUUCUUUAUCCUAUCUAUGGGUUAAUUACAUUCACAGCCAGUUUAUUCUACACGAAAAUCUUUCAGAACAAUGCCACAACAAUGCAAAGUAACAAUAGGUUACAACUAACAAUUAAAUCUUUUGUCAAACUUUUCAGCAUAACUGCUAUUAUUAUCCAAUCGUUAUUGAGAAUAUAUGCUCUAAUUAAUAAUUAUACUGCACCAAUUGGCGUUUAUUUCCACUUAUUCGAUAUCCAGGAUAUUCUUACUGAAUAUAAAACAAACAACACAGAUAAUUCUUUAAUUAAUGUUUGUGUUGGUAGAGAAUGGUAUCAUUUCCCCACUUCUUUAUUACUACCAGAUAAUUUCCGCAUAAGAUACGUUCCCAGUGGGUUUGAUGGUCUCUUACCUGGCGAUUUUAAUGAAAAAGUUGAUAAGUUAACAAGCAUUAGAUCUAUUCCACCAGGUAUGAAUAAUGCAAAUAGAUUUGAUGCGGGCAAAAUUUUUGAUCAUAAAGAUUGCGAUUUAUACGUUGAUAUAUCUUCAACCAUUGGCGAGAAGGAUAUUUUCAAUCCGCAAAAUAUGAAUGCCAUAUACUGUGAAAAAUUUAUUGAUAUUGAGAACAGUAAGCUUUUAGGUAGAGCGUUCACUCUUCCUACACCAAUUACUGAUUUACCAACAGUAGCCAAAAAUUUAAACAAAAUUUACCAUGUGGAAUAUAAGGAUUAUUGUGUAUAUAGUUUAUUAUAA